Messenger RNA from Talpa occidentalis (Iberian mole), 753 nucleotides. Its product is annotated as NKG2-C type II integral membrane protein-like. Gene Ontology annotation, biological process: positive regulation of natural killer cell mediated cytotoxicity; stimulatory C-type lectin receptor signaling pathway. The coding region runs from base 149 to 730 and encodes 193 amino acids. The transcript has 6 exons. The record is from RefSeq and is a predicted model, not a curated record. NCBI's taxonomy places the organism in Eukaryota, Metazoa, Chordata, Mammalia, Eulipotyphla, Talpidae.
CCCUGAUAUGAUGCAGCUGACAGAGCACAAGCAAAGUGAACACCACCCACAACUGAAUCUGGGCUCAAGAGAAAAACCAAUGAAAGAGCACUGGAAGCUCCAUUUCAGUAACAGAGUCUGAAAUAACACUGUGGAAUUACAUCUUAAAAUGACGAAUCAGUGUCUUCAAGGGGAUGACAGGCACUACCCGUGCAAAGACUCGCCAUUACCUGCAGGGCAGAUUGCUGCUGAGAUGCUGGGGGUCGUCUGCCUCGUCUUGGUGUUUGCCGUAGUAAAAACCAGAGUCCUUAUUCUUUAUACUAUAAUGCCGGAGCAGGAUAAUUUCUCAUCAUUUACAACGAAACAAGUUCAGAAUUGUUCUUUGGCAUCCCAUUGUGGCUCUUGUCCAAACGAGUGGUUUACCUAUGCCAACAACUGCUAUUACAUCAGCAAUGAAAAAAAAUCCUGGAAUGAGAGCGUGACGGCCUGUGCGUCUAAGAACUCUCACCUGCUCUACAUAGAUCACGAGGAAGAAAUGAAAUUUCUUAGAUCCAUAUCACUCCUCUCAUGGACUGGAGUCUCCCGUAAAAACAAUGACCAUCUGUGGAUGUCAAUAAAUGGUUCAAUUUACAAACAAAAGAUAACAGAUUUGACAUCUGACAAGUAUAACUGUGCUAAGUUGACCUCAUCCGGCCUUGGAGCAGAUCUUUGUGAAUAUCCAAGUAUUUAUUGUUGCAAACAUAGACUUUAGGUUAACAGAGACAUUUUUGGAUU